This is a messenger RNA of Solanum lycopersicum (tomato), 1058 nucleotides long. RefSeq names its product organ-specific protein S2-like. NCBI's taxonomy places the organism in Eukaryota, Viridiplantae, Streptophyta, Magnoliopsida, Solanales, Solanaceae. The record is from RefSeq and is a predicted model, not a curated record.
UGUUAUAUAAAACACGCAUGCUAGUAUUAUUAUUGUUAUUAUAGUUUUUUUUGUAUUUGCCAAACUUGUCUAUAUAAACUCUUGGAUUUUAUAUCCAUGCACCAAGCAAAUAUCAAUAGCAAGAGCAUAUCAAUUGUACCUCUCUUGAAGAUAUGAAAUCACUUUUUGCUCUCAUCCUCCUCAUUUCACUUGCCUUGUAUGGUAGCAGCACAGAUGCAAGAAGAGACCCUGGAGAAUAUUGGAAUAUUGUGAUGAAAAAUGAGCCCAUGCCUAUAGCAAUCAAGCAUCUUAUGCCUCGGUAUGACGUUUCUUUCGAGCCAAGGCCAACUGCAACUUCUUACCAUGAUGAUGAAGCCAGUCUUAAAGGAGAAAAGUCUUUUGAACCACGACCGACUGUAACUGCAUACCAUCAUGAUGAUGUUGGUCUCAAACAAGAAAAAUCAUCAUUUACUAAAGAUUUCGAACCAAGGCCAACUGCAACUUCUUACCAUGAUGAUGAAGUCAGUCUUAAAGGAGAAGAGUCUUUUGAACCACGACUGACUGUAACUGCUUACCAUCAUGAUGAUGUUGGUCUCAAACAAGAAAAAUCAUCAUUUACUAAAGAUUUCGAACCAAGGCCAACUGCAACUUCUUACCAUGAUGAUGAAGUCAGUCUUAAAGGAGAAAAGUCUUUUGAACCACGACCGACUGUAACUGCUUACCAUCAUGAUGAUGUUGGUCUCAAACAAGAAAAAUCAUCAUUUACUAAAGAUUUCGAACCAAGGCCUACUGUAACUUCCUACCGUGACAAUGAAACUACUCUUGAAGGAAAAAAGUCUUUUGAACCAAGGCCAAAUGUUAGCAUGUAUAAUGAUUGAUAUGGCAAAGUCAUUGUGUGUCAUUUAAUCUCCCUCCGUUCGUUGUUAUGUGAGGUAUGGAAUAAGGAUGGAUAAACAUGAUUUGUACUAAAGUAUUUCUUGAGUUAAAUGUAAUGGUUGUUUCAUUGUGUGCAAUUUUUCCUUAUUCUUAGAGUGUUUAGCAUUGGAUCACCUCUAUUUGAAGGAAUUACCUUAUCAUAA